AUGGAAAUGGCCAUACUUGGAUAUUCAGAAAUGCUAAUGGCAAUUCUACCAUUUCUCUCUACUGUUACACUUAUCCUUUGGCUAUGGCGGUGGAAUGGGAACUCUCUACUUAUCAACUGGCCUGUAGUAGGGAUGGUUCCACAGCUUUCUUGGAACUCAUAUCGUCUCCAUGAUUUUUUCACUUGUAUACUCCAGCAAAGUCAGGGCACAUUUCUAUUCAAAGGACAUUGGUUUGGUGACAAGGAUUUUGUGUUCACUAGCGAUUCUAUGAACAUCCAUCACAUCCUGAGCAAGAAUUUUGCCAACUACCACAAGGACGAGGAUUUCAGGGAGAUUUUUGAACCUAUGGGAGAUGGGAUUUUCAUUUCUGACUCCGAUAAGUGGAGAAAUCUAAGGAGAAUAUUUCAUUCUGUACUUAAAAGCAGGAGGUUCGAGCUUGCUGCAAAGAGUACUAUGGAGCAGAAGAUCUUGAAUGGCCUAUUCCCGAUUCUAAAGAAUGCUUCCAUGCUAGCAAGUGAGGUUGAUAUGCAAGAUGUGCUUAAGCGAUUCAUGUUUGAUAAUAUAUGCUUAUUGGUUUUAGGCUUGGAUCCGAAUUCCCUUUCUCCAGAAUUCCCUCAUAUUCCUUGUGCGAAGGCCUAUGAUGACAUGUCGGAGGCUGCAAUUUACAGGCACACCUUGCCAGGAAGCAUUUGGAAGUUGCAAAGGUGGCUGCAGAUUGGGAAAGAGAAGAAGGUUAAGAAAGCCUUGGACAUCUUUGAUGAUUUUGCAGAGCAAUGCAUUACAAGAAAGCGACAGCAAUUAGGACAAAGCAGCAGAAAUCAGGAGGGACUAGAGGAUUUCGACUUAUUAACAUACUUUUUGGUGAAAGAUGAUGAUAGAAAGAUCAUCAAGGAGGAGAAGAUGCCAUUUGCACUAAAUCAAACAAAUUUCUAA
Hevea brasiliensis (rubber tree) is the source of this 933-nucleotide messenger RNA. RefSeq names its product alkane hydroxylase MAH1-like. The record is from RefSeq and is a predicted model, not a curated record. Bases 1 to 933 code for a protein of 310 amino acids. Gene Ontology annotation, molecular function: oxidoreductase activity, acting on paired donors, with incorporation or reduction of molecular oxygen; monooxygenase activity; heme binding. NCBI's taxonomy places the organism in Eukaryota, Viridiplantae, Streptophyta, Magnoliopsida, Malpighiales, Euphorbiaceae. The transcript has a single exon.